This is a messenger RNA of Abrus precatorius (Indian licorice), 792 nucleotides long. Its product is annotated as probable transcription factor At5g61620. The transcript has 3 exons. Gene Ontology annotation, biological process: response to auxin; response to ethylene; response to gibberellin. The coding region runs from base 1 to 792 and encodes 263 amino acids. Lineage: Eukaryota; Viridiplantae; Streptophyta; Magnoliopsida; Fabales; Fabaceae. Gene Ontology annotation, molecular function: DNA binding. The record is from RefSeq and is a predicted model, not a curated record.
AUGGGAAUAGCCAGGAAAUGUUCAUAUUGUGGAAACUUUGGUCACAAUGCAAGGACUUGUGACAAAAGUUUCAGUCACGGACAACUAAAGCUCUUUGGAGUGCAACUUGACGUUUAUUCUUCUUCUUCUUCUUCAUCAAUCUCCUCUACUUCACCUUCAUAUUUUGCCAUGAAAAGAAGUUUCAGCAUGGACUACUCGUUAUCUUCACGGACCUCUUCUUCUGUAUCCUCCUCCUUUUCCUCGCCUUCCCUACUUGGUGCCAAUGAAAAUACAGAUAGUUACUCCAGUGGCCUAAUAUCAACAAUCCAAGACACCAAAAAAGGUGCACCGUGGACAGAGGAGGAACACCGGAAAUUUCUUGAAGGGCUUGAGAAGCUGGGCAAGGGGAACUGGAGAGGCAUAUCUAAAAGUUUUGUGACAACAAGAACACCUACCCAAGUGGCCAGUCAUGCACAAAAAUAUUUUCUUCGCAAGUCUCAGAGAAGUUUCAAUAAAAGAAAACACCAUGCCAACCUGUUCGAUGUGGGAAAUGGAAGUAAAAUCACAUUUACACCAUUUAAUUCUUGCUUUUCUAAAUCAAGAGCAGCUUUUGGUACAUUUAAAUUCCAUUCUAAUGAUCUCAGCAGCUUCAGCCAAUUAAGUAGCAAUCGAACUUUUAUUCCUCAGUGGCUUGCGCAUCCUCAUUCAACAAAUUGCAUUUUUCAGAGCAAAGCCCCAGAUUUAGAACUCAAACUUGCAACUCCUACGCCAUUGGAGCUCACAGAGGCAUGCUCUACAAGCCUUUUAAGUUGA